AUGAGCCGCCAGCAGCCACAGCAGCAGCCCCAGGUCCAGCCUUGCAGAUACAAGGUUGGAAAGACUCUGGGAGCUGGCUCAUACUCGGUCGUCAAGGAAUGCGUCCAUAUCGAUACCGGGCGCUACUAUGCCGCCAAGGUUAUCAAUAAGCGACUGAUGGCGGGGCGAGAACACAUGGUGCGAAAUGAAAUCGCCGUCCUGAAAAAGGUGUCCAUGGGCCACCAGAACAUCCUGACGCUGGUCGACUAUUUCGAGACAAUGAACAACCUCUACCUCGUCACAGACCUGGCUCUCGGAGGCGAACUGUUUGACCGCAUCUGCAGAAAGGGCUCAUACUACGAAUCCGAUGCGGCGGACCUGAUCCGGGCGACCCUUUCCGCCGUCGCAUACCUCCAUGACCAUGGCAUCGUCCACCGUGACUUGAAGCCCGAGAACCUGCUCUUCCGCACCCCCGAGGACAAUGCAGACCUGCUCAUCGCCGACUUUGGCCUGUCUCGCAUCAUGGACGAGGAGCAGUUUCAUGUACUCACCACGACCUGUGGUACUCCGGGCUACAUGGCUCCCGAGAUUUUUAAGAAGACGGGCCAUGGUAAGCCCGUUGACCUGUGGGCCAUCGGUGUCAUCACCUACUUCCUCCUCUGCGGCUACACUCCCUUCGACCGAGACUCCGACUUUGAGGAGAUGCAGGCCAUUCUCAAUGCUGACUACAGCUUCACUCCGGUCGAGUACUGGCGCGGUGUUUCCUCUGACGCAAAGGACUUUAUCCGACGCUGCCUCACCAUCGACCAGGACAAGCGCAUCACCGCCCACGAGGCCCUUCAGCACCCCUUUGUCGCCGGUCUCGCUCCUUCAGACGGCGCCGGCGAGAACUUGCUGCCCACGAUCAAGAAGAACUUCAACGCGCGGCGCACGCUCCACGCGGCCAUCGAUACUGUCCGCGCCAUCAACAAGCUGCGCGAGGCUCAAAAUCUCAUGAUGGACGGCGCUCGUUCCCAAGAGCCUACGCGCAACCGCGGCGCUGGCCCCAACGUCCCUGCUCCCGUCAACGGCGUUCGAAAAGAUGAUAGUGCCAUAUCCAUGGGCUCCAGCCAGGGCAAUGACAGCGAAUCCAGCGCAAACAGGCCAACCGACGAUGUAGUCAUGGGCAACACAACUCCUGCGUCUGACGUGCCUGCAGCACUACAACCAGGCAACAUGGCCAACCGUCUCGUACAAACAAGCAAGGGCCUCUGGAACCCCGAGGCUGCCAGGUAG
Molecule: messenger RNA, 1254 nt
Organism: Trichoderma gamsii
Lineage: Eukaryota; Fungi; Ascomycota; Sordariomycetes; Hypocreales; Hypocreaceae
Product: CAMK/CAMK1 protein kinase
Exons: 2
Coding region: 1-1254 (417 amino acids)
Biological process (GO): protein phosphorylation; cellular response to oxidative stress
Molecular function (GO): ATP binding; calmodulin binding; calcium/calmodulin-dependent protein kinase activity
Source: RefSeq, a predicted model, not a curated record